Chenopodium quinoa (quinoa) is the source of this 1479-nucleotide messenger RNA. RefSeq names its product protein GIGAS CELL1-like. The transcript is spliced from 3 exons. Bases 405 to 1148 code for a protein of 247 amino acids. Gene Ontology annotation, biological process: negative regulation of ubiquitin protein ligase activity; regulation of nuclear division. Lineage: Eukaryota; Viridiplantae; Streptophyta; Magnoliopsida; Caryophyllales; Amaranthaceae. The record is from RefSeq and is a predicted model, not a curated record. Gene Ontology annotation, cellular component: nucleus.
UGUUUUUUUUAGGGUUGUUAUUGAGAAAUUUUUUUUAAUUGAAGUGAAAUAAUUUUUAGUCAUGAGUGUGUUUUUAUUUAUUAAUUUUUUCUGGGUUGUUGUAAAUCUUAACAAUUUUUCAAAAUUUUUUUGGAUUUCUUUUUAAAAUGGGUAUUUUUCCUUUCAUCUUUAACUAAAUUUAACUAAUUUGCUCAAUAACUUUAAUAUUUUUGGGAUUUUUUGAGGGAAUUUUUGGGUUGUAUUUUGCUGAUUUUACUCUUGUCUUAAAUUAGAAUUAUGGAAGUUAGAUUUUUUUCACUUUUAAUGAUACUUGGAAUCGAAAAUUAUACCAGACACAUGAAUGUGUCCAAGUGGCUUUUAUUUUAAUAAAAUUUUUAAUUUUCAAUGUUUUUGAUUCAAAAUUAAUGGUCAAAGUAUUCAAACCCAUGUCAGAGUAUCGAGAGUCCAACACGGUACUUAGGUAUUUGGAGCUACACAUUAUGCAUCCAUCACGAGAUAGAUUACCAAGACCUGUUGACAUAUCCUCAUUACUGCAAAAUGCUGAACGCCAAGUUGAUCUCGUAGUAGACGAACCCGGGUUACGGUGGAUGGGAUUAUCAACCCAAAAUGUAUCAACAGGACAAAGUAGUGGUGACAAUGUUAAAUCAAAUAAGCAAAGGGCUGGAUUACAAAGAAUACGACACCGUCGUCGGUAUAUGAAUAGAUCAUUGGUUGGUAAAGAGAAUCAAAGGCCAAGAAGUGUAAAAAAAGGGCAUGGAAGCAGUAUUUUGCCUUCUUGGUACCCUAGAGUACCUUUAAGGGAUAUUACUGCUAUUGUUAGGGCUAUUGAGAGGAAAAGGGCCGAACUACGUGACCAUCAGACGUUGGAAACUCCUCAGCAAGAAGCCGAGGCUUCAACAUCCAACAGCCAACCUGAUGAGAAGAGCAUCUCAACAACCAAACCUGAAGCAUGUAAAGUUAGGGAUAGAAAUGCUGAUCAUAAAGGGAAAGAAACCGCUGACAUCUUCACUCCACGGAAGAGAUUACUUGGCUCAAUUGACAAGGUGAGGCAUAUUUGGUUGGAAGAUCAGCGGAAACUAGAGAAGACACCUGCAGCUAAAAAGGCAGAGAGGCAGAAAAUGGUGCGCGUUUUAAUGUCAAUGCGAUGAAAUAACAACGCCCAAGGAGAUUCAAGGACAUGGAAUCUUAGCAAGAGACUUUCGGCAAUCUGUGAUGAUCAUUAUAUUGCCUGGCUAAGUUAUAUGCACAGAUUUAGAGUGCAGAAUUCAUUGCUGCAAAUAGGAGACCUGGUUACUGGUUAGCCUCUGCUAACAAUUUUGGUACAUUCAGGCUCUACUUUUAACUUAUCAAAACCAUAGGCUAAUUUAUGGUUUUAGUGUAGGACUAUUAGCUCACUCUUCAUGUACAUAACUGGUAAAAACAACGCCUUUUCUAAGGCUUUUAUUGCAUAUGCAUGUAUAUUAUUAUGUUUUUGUUUAA